AGAAAGUUUCCUCCUCUGACUUUUGACUCGCUUCAUGUAGCGAUACUUAGCAGGACCACUUGGCCGGUAUAAAGGUAAUAUCUUUCACAAACGAAGAAGAAGUUAGAACAUGAAAGCAUUCAACUGGUAGAAAAGUCUGGAAACGUUUCUGCUGAUCGUGCGGCAUCAUGAAGCCACUGGUGCGCUUCAGCGUCUUUCUGCUGCUCCUACACGCUGUCCUCAAGAUCUAUGAAGCAAACUGUGACAGUAGUCAAUGUGCUGAAAAUCAAACGGAAACAUUAACAACAACCACAACAACAGUCAGGUUGGAAUCAGAUCAAAACUGUAACUUAUCCAUUGGGAAUGACACAACUGGGCAAGGUUCGAUAACUGAUUUGACGCCUGGAAAAGUCUAUAAAGUCUUCUUCAUCUGUUUUAACUGCUGCAAAGAGGUCACAAUGAAGCCCAACAUCAUCCAGAAUCUCACUGUCACUGAACUCACAACAUCCUCAAUGUAUGUGACCUGGUCUAAACCUGAGGGAGGGAGCUCCUUCUAUAGAGUACAGUGGACUAAUGAAGGGAAGGAUGAGACUUUAAAUGUGACAGAAACACAUAUUAACAUUACUAACCUGACUGCUGGUGUCCAGUAUGAAAUAAGUGUUAUUGCAGUAGCAGAGGAUCAUAUUACUGAAGGAAACAGUACCAUGGUUUCUCAUUACACAAUACCUGAAGUAGUAGAGAAACUCACUGUAGUCUACGUCACAACCUCCUCCAUAUCUCUUGAGUGGACUAAACCAAAGGGAGAGAGCUCCUUCUAUAGAGUACAGUGGACUGAUGGAACAACUAACAACAACAAGAAUGUCACUGAAACAAGAAUAAAUGUCACUGAUCUGACUGCUGGAGUGCGGUAUGAUUUUACUGUCAUAGCAGUGGCUGGAGAUAACACAACAGAGAGUGAAAUGGCUGAGACUUUUCACUAUACCAUACCUGAAGUAGUAGAGAAACUCACUGUAGUCUACGUCACAACCUCCUCCAUAUCUCUUGAGUGGACUAAACCAAAGGGAGAGAGCUCCUUCUAUAGAGUACAGUGGACUGAUGGAACAACUAACAACAACAAGAAUGUCACUGAAACAAGAAUCAAUGUCACUGAUCUGACUGCUGGAGUGCGGUAUGAUUUUACUGUCAUAGCAGUGGCUGGAGAUAACACAACAGAGAGUGAAAUGGCUGAGACUUUUCACUAUACCAUACCUGAAGUAGUAGAGAAACUCACUGUAGUCUACGUCACAACCUCCUCCAUAUCUCUUGAGUGGACUAAACCAAAGGGAGAGAGCUCCUUCUAUAGAGUACAGUGGACUGAUGGAACAACUAACAACAACAAGAAUGUCACUGAAACAAGAAUAAAUGUCACUGAUCUGACUGCUGGAGUGCGGUAUGAUUUUACUGUCAUAGCAGUGGCUGGAGAUAACACAACAGAGAGUGAAAUGGCUGAGACUUUUCACUAUACCAAGCCCAACAUCAUCCAGAAUCUCACUGUCACUGAACUCACAACAUCCUCAAUGUAUGUGACCUGGUCUAAACCUGAGGGAGGGAGCUCCUUCUGUAGAGUACAGUGGACUAAUGAAGGGAAGGAUGAGACUUUAAAUGUGACAGAAACACAUAUUAACAUUACUAACCUGACUGCUGGUGUCCAGUAUGAAAUAAGUGUUAUUGCAGUAGCAGAGGAUCAUAUUACUGAAGGAAACAGUACCAUGGUUUCUCAUUACACAAUACCUGAAGUAGUAGAGAAACUCACUGUAGUCUACGUCACAACCUCCUCCAUAUCUCUUAAGUGGACUAAACCAAAGGGAGAGAGCUCCUUCUAUAGAGUACAGUGGACUGAUGGAACAACUAACAACAACAAGAAUGUCACUAAAACAAAAAUCAAUGUCACUGAUCUGACUGCUGGAGUGCGGUAUGAUUUUACUGUCAUAGCAGUGGCUGGAGAUAACACAACAGAGAGUGAAAUGGCUGAGACUUUUCACUAUACCAAACCCGGUCAAAUUGUGAGCCAUGAUGAGUCUACAAACAUCUUCUCCAUUUACCUGAACUGGACACAACCUCCUGGUGAGGUGUUCAAGUACAGAGUAGAAUGGCAUAAUGGGGGGACAGUGAAGUCCAACUACACAAACUCUGCCCAUUUCGAGGUACCAGACCUGAUCCCUGGCACUUCCUACACGAUCCAAAUCAUGGCUUUGAAUGGAGCUAAUGAAACAGGAGAGCCUUACACAUUCACUUCAGUCACAAAACCUGCUGCGGUCAGGGAUCUCGCCAUCAAAACAAUCACAUCAUCAUCUGUGACUCUGAGCUGGACUAAACCAGAGGGCAACGCUACCUCAUACAUAGUGAGAUGGGCUGAAGGAGAAAACAGCAAAGUCAACACCACCAUUAACACUUUCUUUACAAUCAAUGACUUAACCCCUGGAUUUCAGUACAGCAUUACAGUGGUUGCUGUUGCUGUAAAUCUCUCAAACAAAGGAGAGGAAAUAUCUGAAUCUACCUUUACACGGCCUGUUAAGCCUGUGGACAUUACUGUGACCACACGAGGGACUGACAGCCUUAACAUCAGCUGGACUUUGCGUGAAGGGAGGGUUGAUUGCUAUAUGGUAAACAUCUCAAAUGAUAAACUGAUGUAUGCUAUCAGCAAUAAAACAAAAGAGGCCACCUUCCUCUUCACUGGUUUACAUCCCGGGAGAGUCUUUAACGUCACGGUGACCGCUGUCGCUGGAAACUUCGCCGAGACAUCUGACCAGUCUUCAUUUGCCACUUACCCCACGCCUCCUGGUUCCAUCAACAUCAGUCACAGGACAAACUCAUCACUCUCUGUUGUUUGGGCAACUCCAGCUUUGAUGGAGAAUGCUCCACACAUCAGCUACCAUAUCAUCUACUACUCAUCUAAGAACAAUGUAUUAUACAAUUAUAGCACCACAGACAAAAUAGAGUUGUCCCAGCUCUCAUCGGGAACUCGCUACAAUAUAUCAGUACAAACAGUUGGACCCGAACGUUUAAAGAGCUCAAAAGUUGUUUAUUCUACUCUCACCUUGCCCAACCCUGUGCUGAACCUUAAAUCCAGCACUCAAUCCACCACCUCUGUAGAAGUGACAUGGUCACCACCGCAGGGAGUCCAGGACUAUUACCGAUACUUGGUUCAAACUGUCAGUCCUACAGGAACUAACGAAUCAGUCAGCACUAACAGUGCUGAAUUAUCAAAGCUGGAGCCAGGAACUAAAUACAACAUCAGUGUCAGAACGAUAGCAGCGCAAGGAAUCGAAUCAGCGGAUGAAUUUACAUUCAGUUACACAAGACCCACAGCAGUGCCCAACAUCACUGUUGAGAAUGUGACCACAACAAGCGUCCAGCUGUCGUGGCUCAGGCAGAGUGACCAUAAACCGUCCUACUCCUACCUGGUGAUGGCACUGCAGGACACCAAGCUUGUUCACAAUGAAUCCACAGAGAAAGAGACAUACACCUUCUCUGAUCUGUACCCUGGAAGUUUUUACACUUUUAAAGUGGUCACUGUGGUAGACGGGGUCAAGUCAUCAGAGACAAACAUAUCCAGUUACACAAGUAUGUUUUCAAAGUGUCUUAUUCUCUUUUUAAAAGUUAACAUUUCCAUUAGAUUGGGAAGACAGAUAAGAAACUCUCUUUUUAACUUAAGGUCAUAUAGGCUGUGUUUUUUCUUUUCUUUUUUAUCAGAGCCACAUCCAGUGACUGUGCGAGGAGAUGAGACAUUAAUCACCACAAACAAAGUGACUUUGUUCUGGGAACAGCCGGAGAAAAAAUCUCACUACUCAUAUGUGGUGGAGGUCUCCAGUGGUGCUCCACCUCAAACAGUCAACGAAACCACAAUAACGAUCACUGGUCUCUCCUCUGGGAGCAACUACAGCUUCACUGUGACUACACAGACAGCAGAUGGCACUAAGGCAGCUCCUGUGGCUGUGUCCUACUUCACAAGGCCGUAUGGUGUCAGACAGUUGCGGGCUGAAGGCUUAAACACCACUGCUGUACGUCUGCUUUGGAAUGGACCUCUGGAAUACAAACCAGAAUAUACAUACCGGGUUGAGACUGCACACUGUGACACCCACAAAAACAAAACCCUCACAGGGAAUGACACGCAGAUCUCCGAGCUCACCCCUGGGACCGAAUGCACCUUCUGUGUUGUUGUCAGGGCAGCGGACGGCAUCGAAGGAGAAGCAAACUGCACCCUUCAGUACACAAAGCCUGAGAUAGUGUGGCCCAUGAUCUCCAGUCAGGGCUCCAACAGUUCAGUCCGGGUGUCGUGGACCGAACCUCCUGGGAGAGUGGAGCGUUUUGAGGUUAAACUGAACGGCACUUUUGGGGCUGAAAAGGAGCGACUGCUGAACUCCAGUCAUACAUUCUUUCUGUUUGAGGGCCUGUCUGCUGGAAGGAUUUACUCUGCCAUGGUAAUCUCAGUGAGUGGACCCUUCAAGGAACCAUCUGGAUUUGUUACUAAUGCAACUUUCCCUAACCCUCCUGGGCUGAUUAAGGUCCUGAAAAAGACAACCAGCUCCCUUCACAUCAAGUGGGAGGAAGCGCCUUUGAUGACUGGUGCAUCAUUCUCCUACCAGCUGUCUAACAUAUCAACACAGGGAGGGGAACACAUCUCUACCACCAACACCAAUCUUACUUUUCCCUCCCUGCAGUCUGGGACCCCCUACAGUAUCUCAGUGGCAACAGUGGGGGUUAUGGGUUUUCAGAGUGAGGUGGUUCAGAUCCACAAUGUCACCACAAGACCUUUCAAGGUGAAUUCUCUUAAAGCUUGUGAGGACGAGAAAAUCAUCACAGCCACAUGGGUCAAGCCUGACCAAUACAAGGAAAGCUAUCGUUUCCAUCUGACUCUGCUCAGCUCAGCUGGGAACUCAAGUUACAACGCUAUGGAUAACAAAUUUAACUUCACCAAUUUGGAUCCUGGGAGCCACUACAACUUUAGUGUCAUUACAGAGACUUUUGAUGGAACGCAGAGUGAUCCAACAUGGCAUUUCACCUGCACAAAGGCGAGCCCUGUGACAGACUUAAACUGUUCGGGUCCAAACCAACCAAACGCAGAAGUCGUCCUGAACUGGACCUGUCCCUCUGGUCGUUUCACUGGAUUCCGGGUGUCCGGAAACAAUAAUAAUUCAACAAGCCCACAAUGUUAUCACACUGUGUCCAACCUUCGUCACCACACUCAGUACAGCAUGGAUGUGGUGACUGAGAGCUGUGGGCAACCCAGCAGCCCACAGCUUGUUUCCUGUUGGACCGGAAUCACAGACCCCCCACCUCCAAAGAACGAUGGCUCACUGCUGAAAGUUAAGGACAAAGUAUACAAUAUGUUCUCCAUUCAGAUUAAUUCCAGCCUGCUAAAUAACACCAAUGGGCCUAUAACACAUGUUGGGGUGCUCGUGACUGCUGACAAUCUUAACACCUCUCAUUUUAGAAUCUACUUGGAGAAAACUUACACUGAGUGGAAGGCCGGGCAUACUCAAGCAUACCUGGCAACAGUUAAAGAGACAAACUUCCAGAGCCGUAGCGGGGAGAGCCAAAUUAACAUAGCAGUUGGAGAUGAUACCACAUGGGAAGGCUACACUAACAGUCCUCUGCAGGCCAAUGGAAAUUACAAAUAUGCUAUCGUGUUGUUCACCGAUCUACAGCUGAAAGAAAUGUUGGUGAACGGUGCACAGUCACUGGUUUCAGUAACACAAUUUUCUACGAACAUCUAUCUUCCAACAAGCCCAGCGGUGAUUGGCCUCGCUACCGGAGCAACGUUGGGCAUUUUUUUCAUUCUCUUCAUCGUCCUCAUCGGCUUCAUUAUCUACUGGAAAAGGAGAUCGAAAAAAGAAACACCAGACAUCCAGAUUCAUUCCAUGAGAGCCAAAUCUGCGGCUGUGAGGGUGGAGGACUUUGAGGCUUACUACAAGAAACAGACGGCAGACUCUAACUGUGGCUUUGCAGAGGAGUUUGAGGAUCUGAAAGCUGUUGGUACAGGACAGUCCAAAACAACCGCCCUGACUCUUGAGAACAAGCCAAAGAACCGCUACAACAAUGUGCUCCCCUAUGACUCCUCUAGGGUGAAACUCUCUAUUGUCCAUGGGAGUCCAUAUGAGGACUACAUCAAUGCUAACUACAUGCCGGGUUACAACUCCAGGAAGGAGUACAUUGCAGCUCAGGGUCCUCUGCCGCACACAGUCAACGAGUUCUGGAGGAUGAUCUGGGAGAAGAACGUACAGACUUUGGUCAUGCUGACACGCUGCAAUGAACAGGGACGAGUAAAAUGUGAGCAGUACUGGGAACAUGGUACCAAGCACUAUGAAAACAUCAUUGUGACAGAAACUUCUAAAAUACCCCUUAAAGACUGGACCAUCAGGGACUUUAGGCUUAAAAAUGUGAAGACUGCAGAGACCCGCUCGUUGCGUCACUUCCACUUAACAGCCUGGCCGGAUCACGGGGUGCCAGAGACCACCGAGCUGCUGAUCAGCUUCAGACAUUUGGUCAGAGAGCACAUGGACCAGUACUCCAGACACUCUCCUGCUGUGGUCCACUGCAGUGCUGGUGUUGGUAGAACUGGUACAUUUAUAGCCAUUGACCAUCUGAUCUUCCAGAUUGAGAGGGAAAAUAUGGUUGACGUGUUUGGCAUUGUGCAUGACCUGCGCAUGCACAGGCCCCUCAUGGUUCAGACAGAGGACCAGUACGUGUUCUUACACCAGUGUGCCAUAGACAUCAUCAGAUCGAGAACUGGAACCAAUGUGGAUCUUAUCUACCAAAACACAGCUGCCCUCUCUAUUUACGAGAAUGUGGAACCAAAGAAAAAUGGGUACUAUAAUGCAUGAAACUUCUUUGGUCUUCAUCUUCCUUAGCAAGACUGCGAUCGGACAUUUGUAAAGAAAUCAAAUGAAAAAAGAAAAGCUUUCAUGGUUUAAAUCUCUAUUUUGUGGUAUUUAUUUGUUAAAAUGAUCAAGUGUGAAAACAUAAUCACUGACCGUAUUGGAUUUUAUGUAAACCUUUUCCCUUAUUCUGACUUUUUACGACUGUAAAUGUGCUAUUGAUGAUUGUUGUCACUCAGGUAAUAUGUCAGAUGCUGUAUAGGUAUUAUUACAGGCACUUUAGAUGAAAUAAUAUGGCCUUGUAUGAAAGAAGAUUUAAGUCUUUGAAUGGGUGCCUUCUCAAAACCUGUAUGCUUUGUCACCACUAGGGGGCACUCUGAGUUUUAAAGUGAAAAAAGACAGAGGGCUGUCUUUAUCUUACUUCAGGAACCUUACCGUUGUUUCUUAAUACAACAUUUUCUUCUGAUGUUUGUACCAAUGAUCCAGACACUGUUUUUUGCACCUUUUAAGCCAAUUUGAACUGUGCAAUGCUUUUUAAUGAAGGACUUCUGUUGUUUGUAAUACAAAGUGUUUGUAUUUAUCUGUAUAUGCACUGUAGCAAAUGAUGCGCUGGAUGCAUUUAUCUUCUUACACUGUCCACUUUUUUAGAUUCUAGAGAUGUAUUUUUUAUAAGGAUUGUUUAUUUUAAUUUGGCCUGUGCUUUGUGAAACUUAGGAGCAAUUUGCUUUUCAACACAACAUUUGAAUGUGACAAUUGUACUGUGAUUCUGUUUUUCAGAAUAAAGAGAUGGUUCACAUUUAACAGGAACUCAGGAAGUAAUCCUAUGAAAAAAAUGUAUUUUAAAAAACAACAACUCCAGUGCGGGUGUACUUUAAGCAGUCAGAGGCAAUGUUCGUUAUUUGUAUUUUGAUAAUUUCCCUUUUCAUCUACACUGGUUGUUCUCAACUGGUGGGUCGGGACCCAAAAAAGUCAAAAAGUCUUUGAAGCUUUUUGCAAAUGUGUUGGUUUUGUUCAGUUUCUUGCAUCUGUCACAUGUUUUGCACCUUCUGAGAUCCAAAAUCCACAAUUUUCCAUCAAACAAGUCUGAUCAGUUUAAACAUUUCAGAAAUUUGGGUUGGUUUUCAAAUGUAGGUGUUGCUGGUGGGUCCUGAGGCUAUCAAGUUGAGAACCACUGAUCUACACUGUACAUUCCACAAAGAAACAAAGUCAUGUCACUUGAUGCUACAUAUUUAUGUCCAUAUAUGGACAUUUCCUGUGAUGUUAAACUCUCCAGAGGAGCUUGAGCUUUAUUUUCAGCUUCCAAAGGGCAGAAGUUUCCAUGAGGCAGGUACAUCUAAGUUCAUGGAUGUGUCUGGUCUGCCUGUACCGUAUAGCUAACAAGUCUGCCUUUAAUUUAUAUUGAAUCAUAAUGAAUACAGUCCCCCUGCAGGUCAAAACAAAACAACAUUUUAUAAAACACUACAACAUUUCACUGAGCAUGACAACAUUUCACAAUACACAAUGAAAAAUCUCACAUAUAGUGUUUUAUGAAAGCUUUGGUGUUCUAUGAAUUGAUGUAGUCUUUGGUGAAAUGUAGUGUUUUGAGAAAUGUGUUGACCUUCAGGGAGACGUAAAAAUGUUUUAGUGCUUGAAAACAAGAAUGGCCGAUAGUCACAACAUUUCUGAUAGUCAAAAUGUUUUUAUUCUGCUGGUACAAUGCAAAAACACAAAAAGAGCAAUGAUUUAAUAGUUUGAUACCUGUAUGUCUGUAUGUAAUAGUAUUUAAAUGCUAAUAAACUUAAACUCCAAAUUU
Messenger RNA from Labrus bergylta (ballan wrasse), 8628 nucleotides. Lineage: Eukaryota; Metazoa; Chordata; Actinopteri; Labriformes; Labridae. The record is from RefSeq and is a predicted model, not a curated record.